UUUUUCUAUUUUAAUUAACGGUCAUGAGGCACGAAUGUCUAGACGCGACGCGACCGAGACGAUGAGCAACCACUGAUCCCGGAAAUGACAAUCGUCCGACGGCGUGAGCGUGCGUGCAUUCGAAACCUACCGUUACCCGAUGCCGAACGUGACCGGUGUCAGCGCCACAUGUUAGCCGGUGUUGUCGCGCGAGCCAUUGUAUCGUUUCUCAUUCUUUUCGCAGGCAUCUCAGAGUAUCGAAGUCAAGGUGUCGUUCGGCGAAAUGGAUGACGAUACGAAGUAUCUGGCGGAAUACGCGAAGAGCGAUCGCUCCAAGUGCCAAUUAUGCAAGGGGCCAAUAAGCAAGUCAACCCUGAGGCUCGCUGCAGUCGUUCAGAGUCCUGUUCAUGAUGGAAAGAUACCCAGAUGGUAUCACUUCAAAUGCUUUUUCACAAAACAAAGACCAAGUUCCACCGAUGAAAUAGGUUGUUUUGAUCAAAUUCGCAAUGAGGAUCAAGAUGCGAUUCGAAAGAAACUUGAAGAAGCUCGUAAUGCACCUCCCGUAGGAAAAGGAAGGAAAAGAACGAAAGCUGGCAGUGGCGGGGGUGAUUUUAGAGUGGAAUAUGCUAAGUCCAGUAGGUCCACUUGCAUAGGAUGUCAAGAGAAAAUAAUAAAGGACGAGGUGAGAAUAUCAAAAAAAGAUUAUGAAAGCGAUGAAGCCAGGAGAUAUGGCGGUCUGGACAGAUGGCAUCACGUGGAAUGCUUCGCAAAAUUAAGAGCAGACAUGGGAUAUUACGAGAGUGGAGACAAACUUCCAGGUGCCAAGCAGCUUUCCAAAGAAGACCAGCAGAGUCUGAAGACUUCAUUGCCCAAAGUGACACAGGGCGAAGUGCCACCACCUCCUAAAAAAAUCAAGGAUGAACCCGAAGAUGCAGAAGAACAGAAAUUGAUGAAAAAACAAAAUGAUGAGUUGUAUGCUAUAAAGGAUAAGAUAUCAAUCCUUGAAAAGAAAGAAAUGAUUGCAUUGUUGGAAAAAAAUCGUCAGGAAGUUCCAUCUGGCACAUCAAAUAUCAUAAGUCUUUUAUCAGAUAUAUUGUACUUUGGAGCUCUAGAACCCUGUCCAAAAUGUAAAGGACAACUCGUAUACAAUUCUGGUUUGGGUUAUAAAUGUACUGGUAAUGCAACAGAAUGGACUAAAUGUGAAUAUGUUACACAGGAUCCAAAAAGGAAGAAGUGUGCAAUACCGAGUGACAUGAAGGAAGAUUUCCCAAUUGAGUCAUACAAGUCCAAAGUAAAGAAACGAAUCUUUAAGAUAAUAGCAUCGUCAUCAAGUUCUGUUAAAAAAGAAGAAGAUGAAACAGAUGGACCGAAAGUACAAGGAAAACCACGUCCUCUAAAGAACAUGCAAUUUGUUAUAUUAGGUCGUACACAGAGAGACAAAGAGGAUUUGAAAAAAGAAAUUUUGUUGUUAGGUGGUACUGUUACGACAAAAAUCCACCAAGAUCUAGCUGCUGUAAUUUCAAAUCAAAAUGAAGUGGACAAAAUGAAUAAAAGAAUGGAGGAAGUUAAGUCACACGACAUUCAAGUAAUAACGGAAGAUUUUAUAGAUGAAGCAAAAGAGUACACGGACGCUCCCAUCAUGCUCCUGAAAAAGAAAACUAUUUCUAGCUGGGGUGGCGAUAUUAAUGCUAGGCUUUCUAAUGUUAUCGCAAAAUCCAAUGCUUCUAAGAGCAAAAGCAAAUUUGAAAAGUCAAGUUCAGGAAAAAUGAAGGUAAAGGUAAAAGGUGGUGGAGCUGUUGAUCCUGACAGUGGUUUGGAACAUAUUGCGCAUAUUUAUCAAAGAGACAAAGAUAAAUACACCGCGACGCUAGGUCUAACAAACAUACAGGCAAAGAAAAACAGUUAUUACAAGAUACAAAUUUUAAAACACGAUCGUCAAGAAAGAUAUCAUUUAUUUAGAAGUUGGGGUCGGAUUGGCACCACAAUUGGUGGCAACAAAUUGGAAGAAAUGUCUUUGGAAGAAUGUAUAGAACAGUUCGAAUCAUUAUAUGAAGAAAAAACGGGUAACCAAUGGAAAAAUAGGGCGCAUUUUAUUAAGCAACCGAACUUAAUGUAUCCGAUUGAUCUAGACCAUGGAGAUGAGAAUAUUGAUGCUUCUUUAGAUUCAGACAUCAAAAGUAACUUACAGAAACCGAUCCAGGACUUGAUGCGCCUCAUUUUCGACGUAGCGGAGAUGAAAAAAGUUAUGCUAGAGUUCGAGAUAGACAUGGACAAGAUGCCACUCGGAAAAUUGUCUAAGAAACAAAUCGAGAAAGCAUACGCCGUUCUAACGGAAUUGCAAGAGUUAUUGAAGAAGAGUAACUUGGAUCGCACCAUAUUGAUUGACGCUUCCAACAGAUUCUACACACUGAUACCGCACAAUUUCGGAGUGUCCGGACCGAAAAUUCUCGAAACAAUGGAAGAGAUUAAGACCAAGUGCGAUAUGUUGGAUGCCUUACUCGAGAUGGAGAUCGCAUACAAUCUUUUGUGUGACAAGACUGACGCAAAGGAGAAUCCACUUGACGGUCAUUACAAGCAAUUGAAGACUGACAUCGAUGUAUUGGACAAGACGAGCGAAGAAUUCAAGAUGAUCGAGAAGUACGUAAAGAAUACUCACGCAGCUACUCAUACGCAGUACGACCUUGAGAUCGAGGAAGUGUUUGUCGUCAAGAGACAGGGCGAGGAACAGAGGUUCAAGCCCUUCAAGAAAUUGCCCAACCGAAAGUUGCUCUGGCACGGAUCGAGAACGACGAAUUUCGCGGGAAUACUGUCCCAAGGUUUGCGUAUCGCGCCGCCAGAAGCGCCCGUUACCGGCUACAUGUUCGGCAAGGGUAUAUAUUUCGCCGAUAUGGUGUCGAAGUCUGCGAAUUAUUGCUGCACGCAUAGCCAGAGUCCAACUGGUUUAUUGAUGCUCUGCGAGGUUGCCCUGGGUAAUAUAUACGAGAGAUACCAAUCGGAUUACAUUGAGAAGUUACCGAAAGGGAAACAUUCGACAAUGGGUUGUGGUCAGACGCAACCCGAUCCAAAAGAUAUCUACAAGAUGGAAGACGGCGUUGAAGUGCCCUAUGGAAAGGGAGUAUCUGCUAAGCUCAACAAAAAUUCGGCAUUAUUAUACAAUGAAUAUAUUGUUUACGAUGUGGCUCAGGUAAAAGUACGAUAUUUAUUAAGAAUGAAUUUCAAAUACAAAUAUUAAAUUACUUAACACAAAAGUAUGAUGUGUUUAAAUUCAUACAGUUAAGUUUUUUUUUUAAUUAUACGAAGUUACAUUACAUUCACUAUCGCUAUUAUUAAUUAAAAACAAUUACGUAAGUUUCAAGUAAAGCAUUUAAAACUGUUUUAUCCUUUAUGAUAAUCUUUUUGAAUUUUGUGCUUUGUUUCAAUUGUAUGUAAUCUGUUUACGUGCGCCAAAUAAGUGUUUGCUACCUCGAAUAUUAAUUCUAGGAUUAUAAUAAAUAAAUUAUAAUUUUUUCAUAAAAUCAAUCUUUUGUUUUUUUUUUUAAUACAUGUACAUCUUCUUGUCAUCCAUUGCAUAAACAUUUAUUAAAUCAAGUAAAUUAUAUACUUUAAAAAUUCAAUAAGAGAAAAAUAAAAUAUGUAAGAUAAGUUAGAUUAUUUUUACAUGUAACAAAUUAUACAACUUGUGAAAUAUUAACUGAUAUUACCGAUAUUUUCUUAUAAAUAAAAUUAUAAUUUUA
Monomorium pharaonis (pharaoh ant) is the source of this 3713-nucleotide messenger RNA. It is a transcript of the gene Parp1, whose product is annotated as poly [ADP-ribose] polymerase. Gene Ontology annotation, molecular function: NAD binding; DNA binding; zinc ion binding. The transcript has 5 exons. The coding region runs from base 263 to 3211 and encodes 982 amino acids. Gene Ontology annotation, cellular component: nucleus. The record is from RefSeq and is a predicted model, not a curated record. Lineage: Eukaryota; Metazoa; Arthropoda; Insecta; Hymenoptera; Formicidae.